Messenger RNA from Oncorhynchus kisutch (coho salmon), 5691 nucleotides. Its product is annotated as guanine nucleotide-binding protein G(o) subunit alpha. Lineage: Eukaryota; Metazoa; Chordata; Actinopteri; Salmoniformes; Salmonidae. Gene Ontology annotation, molecular function: GTPase activity; G-protein beta/gamma-subunit complex binding; mu-type opioid receptor binding. Gene Ontology annotation, biological process: adenylate cyclase-modulating G protein-coupled receptor signaling pathway; G protein-coupled dopamine receptor signaling pathway. The transcript is spliced from 8 exons. Bases 327 to 1391 code for a protein of 354 amino acids. The record is from RefSeq and is a predicted model, not a curated record. Gene Ontology annotation, cellular component: cytoplasm; heterotrimeric G-protein complex.
CAUUGAGCAAGCUAAACGAUGCGAGCGCUCGCAGCCGUCCAGUAGAGUUUCCCAGCCCGCGGACCAAGCACAACACCGAAAAAAACAGACCGUGUGAGGGCAAUAUACGAAGACCAGUGCUUUUUUCAAACAAGUGUCAAACGUUAUCGUGGGGGAUUGUUUUAAAUGCUUUAACUAGUCGCCGACAGAGCGCGAGAGAGUGGAACGAGAGCGAGUCAGCCAGCCUAGAGAGGGAUAAGGAAGAAAGAGGGAAAGUAAUUGCUGGUAUAUUUUGGUCCUCGCCAACCGUUACUUUGGAUAUCAAGAAGAUCAGAGGUUGUGUAGUCAUGGGAUGUACACUGAGCGCCGAGGAGAGAGCGGCUUUGGACAGGAGCAAGGCUAUCGAGAAAAACCUAAAAGAAGAUGGAGUCACUGCCGCGAAAGACGUAAAACUACUCCUGCUUGGGGCUGGGGAGUCAGGAAAAAGUACCAUCGUGAAACAGAUGAAGAUUAUCCACGAGGAUGGCUUCUCUGGAGAUGAUGUGAAGCAGUACAAGCCUGUGGUCUACAGCAACACAAUCCAGUCUCUGGCUGCCAUUGUCCGUGCCAUGGACACCCUUGGCCUGGAGUACGGAGACAAGGAGAGAAAAGCUGAUGCUAAGAUGGUGUGUGAUGUGGUGAGUCGUAUGGAGGACACUGAGCCCUACUCUCCUGAGCUCCUGGGGGCUAUGAUCCGCCUGUGGUCUGACUCCGGCAUCCAGGAGUGCUUCAGCCGCGCCCGAGAAUACCAGCUCAAUGACUCUGCCCAAUACUACCUAGACAGUUUAGACCGGAUCGGUGCACCUGACUACCAGCCCACAGAGCAGGACAUCCUCAGAACCCGAGUCAAGACCACUGGCAUUGUAGAAACUCACUUCGUCUUCAAGAACCUGCACUUCAGGCUGUUUGAUGUGGGAGGUCAGAGGUCGGAGAGGAAGAAAUGGAUACACUGCUUUGAGGACGUGACAGCCAUUAUCUUCUGUGUGGCACUGAGUGGGUACGACCAGGUUCUGCAUGAAGACGAAACCACGAAUCGCAUGCACGAGUCUCUUAUGCUGUUCGAUUCCAUCUGUAACAACAAAUUCUUCAUUGACACUUCCAUCAUUCUCUUCCUCAACAAGAAAGAUCUGUUUGCCGAAAAGAUCAAGAAAUCUGCCUUGAGUAUCUGUUUCCCUGAGUAUACCGGUUCUAACACCUAUGACGAUGCAGCUGCCUACAUCCAAGCACAAUUUGAGAGCAAGAACCGCUCGCCUAAUAAGGAGAUCUACUGUCACCUGACGUGUGCCACGGAUACAGGGAACAUCCAGGUGGUGUUUGACGCUGUUACUGACAUCAUCAUCGCCAACAACCUGCGAGGCUGUGGUUUGUACUAAGCCCUGAUCGCCUCACCUCUGGAAAUGAUUCUAAUUGAAAAUGCAACUUGGUAAAUAAUGACAUUUAAAAAAUAGGCAUACGUAUAUGUAUAUAUAAAUAUAUAUACAGUACCAGUCCAAAGUUUGGACACACCUACUCAUUCAAGGGUUUUUCUUUAUUUUUACUAUUUUCUACAUUGUAGAAUAAUAUUGAAGACAUCAAACUAUGAAAUAACACAUAUGGAAUCAUGUAGAAACCAAAAAAGUGUUAAACAAAUCAAAAUAUAUUUUAGAUUAUUCAAAGUAGCCACCCUUUGCCUUGAUGACAGCUUUGCACACUCUUGGCCUUCUCUCAAUUAGUACAAAUAAAGAAAAACCCUUGAAUGAGUAGGUGUGUCCAAACUUUUGAUUGGUACUGUGUAUAAUGGGGCCAUACUUGCAAACAUUAGAAACAGUUUGCCUUUAAACUGUUUCUCCGUCUCAAAAUGUGCAUCAGCCAAUGAAUAUCGUUGAUUAGUAUCAUUGUCCCAUCAAAUAGCCUGGCACAUUUUAGCCCUAUCCUAGCCUCACCAGCUGUCGGUGAUUAUUCUGUAUAACAAAGAUAUUAGACUUUUUAUCCACCAAGGCAUUUCUUGAAAUAGGUUAACCCUGGCCACCAGAGGGAUAUUUUAAACCUAUUUGGUAUGGUAUGUUAGGCCUAUGUAGAACACUAAUUAAUCAUUAAGUUAUUUAUUUUUUUACAUUUAAUUUCACCUUUAUUUAACCAGGUAGGCCAGUGACAAGUUCUCAUUUACAACUGCGACCUGGCCAAGAUAAAGUAAAGCAGUGCGACAAAAAUCAACAACACAGAGUUACACAUAAACAAACGUACAGUCAAUAACAAUAGAACAAGUCUAUAUACAGUGUGUGCAAAUGGAGUAAGGAGGUAAGGCAAUAAAUAGGCCAAUAGUAGCAAAGUAAUUACAAUUUAGCAAAUAAACACUGGAGUGAUAGAUGUGCUGAUGAUGAUGUGCAAGUAGAAAUACAGGUGUGCAAAAGAGCAAAAAAAAAUUAUGGGGAUGAGCGAUCGGUAAGCUGCUCAGAUAGCUGAUGUUUAAAGUUAGUGAGGGAGAUAUAAGUCUCCAACUUCAGCGAUUUUUGCAAUUCGUUCCAGUCAUUGGCAGCAGAGAACUGGAAGGAAAGGCGGCCAAAGGAGGUGUUGGCUUUGGACAUGACCAGUGAGAUGUACCUGCUGGAGCGUGUGCUACGGGUGGGUGUUGUUAUGGUGACUAGUGAGCUGAGACUUAUAGAUGACCUGGAGCCAGUGGGUCUGGCGACAAAUUGCUAGACAUUGAUUCAGCUUUGACCUAAACUUUAUUAAACAUGCACCAUUCUAAGAAGUGGCGAAGCGUGGCUCCGGUGUGCUCCAGCAGAUCUACACUCCUGUAUAACAGUGUGUCAGUCUGCAAGAGGGACUCCAAGAAGCUUCUCAUUAAAUAUAUUUGUAAUUUACAAGGUUUUGGCUGCACCCUUACAUCACAAUAAAUAUAAUUCUACAUUUCAAAGGAAAAAAACUAUACCUCACCUGGAAUUCGAACUUUCUGCAAACAAUGAAAAUGACCAGAAGCCAAGAUCACAACAGUGAGCUGUCCAAUUGAACUUUUGUGUGUGUUUUAGUAACUUUGAUUAGCAGAUCAACGUGUGACUUCUGUUAAGGAUGCUCUCAUGAAAAAGUGUUUGGUCACGUCCAACUAUGUCAACAUUGGUAAUUGGCUGAUACAGAAUUUGUUACAGAAAAUAAUCAUGUCCAGCUGGUGAUGUUAGCAUAGGGCUAAAUAUGCCAGGUUAUCUAAUGGGAAAAGCUAACAAGUAGCGUUCUAUCACGUGCAACUACAUCAAUGAUUUUAUUUGACUGGUGUGGAUUUAAAUGUAAAUGUUUUAAUGUUCGCAAGUAUGGUCCCAUUGUUUUUAGUUUGUCUUCAAAGAGCUGCCAACAGAACUGAUUUCUUAUAGAAACCCAGCCUUUAAAAUUUUAGAACAAAGUUGAGAACUCGUUUAAUGUUUGUUUUUUUCCCCUUCCUGACUGUCUUUUUGUUUUUAACAAAACAACCUUGUUUUUCAUAAUGUUUUUGUAUUUUUUUAAUGUUUAUCAUGUCUAUAUUUAUUACAUGAAUAUCAGUCCAUGGGUGACCUGUACACAUUUGCCUGAGUAUAUUACUGUUGUAAUUAUGCUGAAAACUGUUCUAGCUCUAACAAUGGCUAUGAUAGGUAUGAUGGUCAUGAGUACGACAGUCAAUAUCAGUUUCUUUCUUUUGUACCAGACUGGGUUUUCAUGGUAAUCCUGGAAGUUCUGUUCAGCUAUUUGAUCAUUUAGUUAAAAGGACACCCAGGAUUGAUGCACCCUUUUUCCACCCAUCCCUUCCUGUCACUCCGGUGGGCCUUUGCUAUUGGCUGUGUGGAUUAUGGAGCGGGGAGUCACAGCGUGUGACCCAAAGCCUCUGAACCAGAUAUCUGAAAAGUGUCAUAUCAGUGCCAACCCCAGGAGAAUGACAGGUUUGGAGAUAGUCCUAGGAACACUUUGUUACUGUAUUGAAUACCUAUUAACAUGAUCAUGUAAGGAACUUAUACUUUUUUAUGAUCAUUUAUUAAUUUAUUUAUUUAUCGUCUGUCCCACACACCACCUCUGCACUCACCACACACCUUGUACUUUAUUCCUCCACUCAUCUUUUUAUUUUUCUAGCACCCACCUCUCUCACCUCUCGUUUAAUUGUUUUGGGUUGGCCAUUAGCUGGGUAGUGGUGUCUCCCGUCACGCCUCCUGACACAAAUAGCAUGAGCAACCCUUCAACCCUUCAACCCUUCAACACUUCAACCCUUCAACCCUUCAGCCUUUCAACCCUUCAGCCCUUCAACCCUUCAACCCUUCAACCCUUCAGCCUUUCAACCCUUCAACCCUUCAACCCUUCAGCCUUUCAACCCUUCAACCCUUCAGCCUUUCAGCCUUUCAACCCUUCAACCCUUCAGCCUUUCAACCCUUCAGCCCUUCAACCCUUCAACCCUUCAGCCUUUCAGCCUUUCAACCCUUCAACCCUUCAACCCUUCAACCCUUCAGCCUUUCAGCCUUUCAACCCUUCAACCCUUCAACCCUUCAACCCUUCAGCCUUUCAACCCUUCAACCCUUCAACCCUUCAGCCUUUCAACCCUUCAACCCUUCAACCCUUCAGCCUUUCAACCCUUCAACCCUUCAGCCUUUCAACCCUUCAACCCUUCAACCCUUCAGCCUUUCAACCCUUCAGCCCUUCAGCCUUUCAGCCUUUGUAUAAAAAUAAUAAUACAAAUAAAAAGAGGGAGUUAAACUCAUCACAUAGAAAACGUUGAGAAAAAAUCCUACAAAAAAGGUAAAAGAAAUGGAAAAACGAAAUAAAAAAAGACAACAGCGACAUAAAGAGACAACCAUCAUAUGGACUGGGUGUUACCAGUAAUGUGGAGAUUUGAGGUCAAGGGUCAUUGGACUGUGUCUUAGUAGAAAGCUGUAGAUCCUUGGGUUCUAAAAUCUUUACAAUGUGGAUCUAUUGAAGAAAAAAUUAACAAAAAAGUAUGAUUAUGACAAUAAUAACAAUGCAGAAAAUGAUGAUGAUUAUAAUUACAAUAUCAAUGAUAAUGAUGAUUCUGUAAUAUUAUUGAAGUAUAUUUCUUGUGCUUUGUAGCUACAGAAAAAAAAAUUCUUUCUCCCUUUUAAAAAAAAUGUUUGGCAAGGGUUCCCGUGAUCCACACUUGAACCGUUUUUACUGACUUACUGAUGUUUAUGAACUGUACUGAUUAUUUCUGCCUGUUCUCCCUGCAUUACAGUGUCUUUACUUAGCCUGACUUAUAUAUAUAUAUAUAUAAUAUCUAUUUUUUUUAUUUUGUUAUUUUGGAAGAACCACUUUGGAGCACGUCCUGUCCCAUUGCUGUUAAGGGCGGGGUGUGUACGCGGCUGUACAGAUUCAUGCGCUUUCUUUUAUUUUGGGGGAAUUGUACUCAAACACCUUCCAGGUCUGCAUAGAAAAGCACAGCUCUCACUUCACACAUAGAUUUGGAAAGAUGUAUCUCUCCUCCCUAUCUGCCUUCUUGAUUUAAAUGUUUUUAAAGAAUACUGUGUAUUAUUACAUAUACCAGUUUGGCAUUCUUUUUCUUUUGAUCCCCUCCUUUUUCCUCCAUUUUUUAUCCCAGUAAAUGCUAUUCCGUGCUGCUUUUUCUCCCUCCUCUUUAGGGAAUGGUUGUUCUUUCAUGUGGGAUGUUCAUGCUGGAAUACCAAUCGAAUGUAGUGUUUACAUUAAAAGCCACAGUUUUCAUGACUACAA